Eurytemora carolleeae is the source of this 319-nucleotide messenger RNA. RefSeq names its product allatostatins MIP (gene Mip). Bases 35 to 319 code for a protein of 94 amino acids. NCBI's taxonomy places the organism in Eukaryota, Metazoa, Arthropoda, Copepoda, Calanoida, Temoridae. The transcript has 7 exons. The record is from RefSeq and is a predicted model, not a curated record.
AACAUCCUUUAAAUGAUUAUAAUAAUUUAGAGGAAUGUGGGGGAAGCGAGCAGAAACAUAUUUGGAAUCUGAUAAUUCAGAUUCGUCAGAGAAAGUCAAAAAAGGAUGGAAUAAGUCCAGAGGAAUGUGGGGAAAACGAUCUGCAUCAGAGCUUUUUGAGCUGAUCAAACGAGAUUGGAAUAAACACAGAGGUACAUGGGGUAAAAGAUCAGAAAGUAGUUUAGAAGAACCUUCAGAGUUAGUUAAAAGAGAUUGGAAUAAGCACAGAGGAACCUGGGGGAAACGGUCUUCUGCAGAAAGCUUGAUUGGUAAUAAAUAA